GACCCGAUCAGAUAAUUGAAAAAUUAUAAGGACUUCAAAACGACUUCUUCUUAUUUACGUAGCUAUUAUACGUAGCUGUUUGUUAAAAAAUACGAAUAAAAAUGGCUCAAGGCAAACUAAAAGUUAAAAGCAAACUGCCCGCAGGAGCAAAAGUUAAGAAAAACAAAGGCAAAGCUGUUACAAAGCGGAGCAACGCACCUGUUCCUAGCAAAUCUACCGCGGUCGAACGUAACAAGAUGAAGGCUAAAGUGACAAAAAUGGUGAACGCACAGGCUGAACAGCAACUCAGGGCUUUGGCCACCAGCUCUGGAGAACUGUCAGCAGCACAGCAACAUGUGGCGAAGGCGCCAACGGCACCGGCGCCUGCUAAAUGAUACAUAACCUAAAAAGGCCAUGGACUGUUGUGUUUUGUACAAAUGUUGUAAAAUAUAAGCUUAAAGUCAAGUAAAUACUGUUAAAUAAACAAUAAGACAUCUGUCUUAUUGUUUUUACCUAUUUGACAUUUAUUGAGAUAAUUUUUACUGAUUUAAGUAAAUUAUUAUCGCUAUCAAGUGUAAUUCUAUUACGAAGCCAAAUAGCUAAACAUGGCCUAUCAGCCUUUUCAAGACUGUUGGCUCUGUCUACCCCACAAGGGAUAUAGACGUGACCAUAUCUAUGUAUGUAUUGAGUGUAAAAUGUAAAAAACAAUGGGUUUAAUUGGAUAAAAAGUAGGUAUUGACAUUUGGGAAAGGCCAGCUUGAAGCUCUUAUAGGUUUUUAAAGUCAAAAAAAAAAAAACAAUAUCUGACUGUGAAUAGAAGUAAACUUGUUUUAAUGUUAAUAAAAUGUUAACUUAUUUUUUAUUAAAUUCUAACAA
Molecule: messenger RNA, 855 nt
Organism: Amyelois transitella
Lineage: Eukaryota; Metazoa; Arthropoda; Insecta; Lepidoptera; Pyralidae
Exons: 1
Coding region: 102-374 (90 amino acids)
Source: RefSeq, a predicted model, not a curated record